This is a messenger RNA of Mugil cephalus (flathead mullet), 2729 nucleotides long. RefSeq names its product threonyl-tRNA synthetase 1 (gene tars1). Gene Ontology annotation, molecular function: threonine-tRNA ligase activity; ATP binding. Gene Ontology annotation, biological process: threonyl-tRNA aminoacylation. Gene Ontology annotation, cellular component: cytoplasm. Bases 109 to 2283 code for a protein of 724 amino acids. The transcript has 19 exons. The record is from RefSeq and is a predicted model, not a curated record. Lineage: Eukaryota; Metazoa; Chordata; Actinopteri; Mugiliformes; Mugilidae.
UCCGGGUCACGUCAUCAUCCCUCACCCGGCACCGUGUCAACUUAGAGUACACCUCACACUUAGUUUCGCACAAGUUAUCUCUGAAAGCGAGGUAGCUUUUCACCUGUUAUGGCUGACCAGACUGUCGUGGAGAAAAUGAGCGAACUGCAAGUGGACGAAGGCAAAAAGGGAGAUGCUGGAAGUGGAAAAGAUGGAGGAAAGAAAAAGGCCAAAAAUGCAGGUGGGACCCCUGCAGGCAAGGCUGAGCUGUCGCCCCCACCUCAGUACAUCGAUGAGCGUCUCACUUUGUACACAAAGUUGAAAGCCGAGCAUGACGCCCUGCUGGCGGAGAGGGCUGCAAAGAACAGCAAACCCAUCAAGGUGACGCUGCCCGAUGGGAAGGUGGUGGAGGCCGAGUCCUGGAAGACCACGCCAUACCAGGUGGCCUGUGGAAUCAGUCAAGGCCUUGCCGACAACACGGUGAUUGCCAAAGUAAACAACGGUGUGUGGGACCUGGACAGACCUUUGGAGGAUGACUGCAGCCUUCAGUUGCUCAAGUUUGACGAUGAGGAAGCUCAAGCUGUUUACUGGCACUCCAGUGCGCACAUCCUGGGUGAAGCCAUGGAGAAGGUGUAUGGAGGAUGCCUCUGCUACGGCCCCCCCAUUGAGAACGGCUUCUACUACGACAUGUUCCUGGAGAACAAUGAGGGUGUAUCGAGCAAUGACUUCCCCUGUCUGGAGAACUUGUGCAAGAAAAUCAUCAAGGAGAAGCAGCCGUUUGAGAGGCUGGAGAUAAAGAAGGAGACGCUGUUGGAUAUGUUCAAGUACAACAAGUUUAAAUGUCGCAUUCUGAAUGAGAAGGUCACUACUCCCACUACCACAGUUUACAGAUGUGGCCCCUUAAUCGACUUGUGUCGGGGCCCCCAUGUGAGACACACUGGUAAAAUCAAGGCACUUAAGAUCCACAAGAACUCUUCUACAUACUGGGAGGGAAAGGCGGACAUGGAAACCCUCCAGAGGAUCUACGGGAUCUCCUUCCCUGACCCCAAAAUGCUGAAAGAGUGGGAGAAGUUUCAGGAGGAGGCCAAGAACAGAGAUCACCGCAAACUGGGCCGGGAGCAGGACCUGUUCUUCUUCCAUGACCUGAGUCCAGGGAGCUGCUUCUUCCUGCCUAAGGGAGCCUUCAUCUACAACAGCUUGAUUGAGUUCAUCAGAAGUGAGUACAGGAAGAGGGGCUUCCAGGAGGUGGUGACGCCCAACAUCUACAACAGCAAACUGUGGCAGACGUCCGGGCACUGGCAGCACUACAGCGAGAACAUGUUCUCCUUCGAGGCUGAGAAGGAAACGUUCGCCCUCAAGCCCAUGAACUGCCCUGGACACUGUCUGAUGUUUGAUCACCGGCCUCGUUCGUGGAGAGAGUUGCCCAUUCGCAUGGCCGACUUUGGCGUCCUGCACAGGAAUGAGUUAUCUGGAGCCCUGACCGGCCUCACGCGCGUCCGCCGCUUCCAGCAGGACGAUGCACAUAUCUUCUGCACUAUGGACCAGAUUGAAGAGGAGAUCAAGGGCUGCCUGGACUUCCUGAGGACCGUGUAUGACGUGUUUGGCUUCACUUUCAAACUCAACCUUUCCACGCGACCGGAGAAGUUCCUGGGAGACCCGGAAGUCUGGAACCAAGCGGAGAAGCAACUGGAGAACAGCUUGAACGACUUUGGAGAGAAAUGGGUUCUGAACCCGGGCGACGGAGCCUUCUACGGACCCAAGAUCGACAUUCAGAUUAAGGAUGCCAUUGGUCGAUACCAUCAGUGCGCCACAAUACAGCUGGAUUUCCAGCUACCCAUCCGCUUUAAUCUCACCUUUGUCAGCCACGAUGGUGACGACAAGAAGAGGCCGGUGAUCAUCCACAGAGCCAUCCUGGGGUCGGUGGAACGGAUGAUCGCCAUCCUGACGGAAAACUACGGAGGCAAAUGGCCCCUGUGGCUCUCUCCUCGUCAAGUGAUGGUUGUACCCGUGGGACCAACCUGUGAGGAGUAUGCUGAGAAAGUCAGGCAGGAUUUCCACAAGAGCGGCUUCAUGUCUGACGUGGACGUGGACCCCGGAUGCACCCUGAACAAAAAGAUCAGAAACGCACAGUUGGCGCAGUACAACUUCAUCCUGGUGGUGGGAGAGAAGGAGAAGACGAGUAACACUGUGAACGUACGCACCCGCGACAACAAGGUCCACGGCGAGCGCACUGUGGAGGAGUGCAUCGAGCGUCUGAAGGAGCUCAAGACGUCCAGGAGUCGGAACGCCGAAGAGGAAUUCUGAGCUUCGUCAAACGGGUUCUCACAACGGUACCUCACGUUUUCUCAAAAGGGCCAUUCGGUUAAAAUCUGUUCGUGAUGGGGGAUAAAACUGCCUUUAAAUCUUGACUAUUCUUUGCGGAAAUCAGACUUUUCUUAUACAAUUAUGUCCUGUUUUUUUUGUUUUUUUGUUAUUUGGGUCUUCCAUUGUCUGUUUGUAUGACAUCACUGUUGCUGUCCUCCAUAGAAUGAAGUGUAACUCAUGUCUUUUACUGCACUCUGCGUUGUGAGACUCAAAUGCAAUAAGGUCUUUCAGAACACCGCUGUCUCCGAGCUUUUCCACAUGUAUCGAACUGAUCAAAAACGGGAGAAAUGGGACGCACAACAGUGUGUCGGUCACUCAUUAUUUCUUCAGGGAACUGUAUGUGAGCUGCAAUUUUGAUAAUUAAACGAUCUAUUCUUGAUUCUUGA